Auanema sp. JU1783 is the source of this 1293-nucleotide messenger RNA. Lineage: Eukaryota; Metazoa; Nematoda; Chromadorea; Rhabditida; Rhabditidae. The record is from the annotation of a GenBank genome assembly.
AUGUUGUCUCGGUUAGUUGCUCCUGUAGGACGGUUAUCAACCCGCAUUUCCAGAAGAGGAUUAGCUCAGGCAUCGGAUGAAUUCCGAUUGUCUGAGUACAGCACAAAGUACUUGGGUUAUAGAAAGGCUGCUUUCACUGAGGAACUCAAGAUAGUUGACUCAACUAGUUUCCCAGUUUUCCCAAUUUAUAGAGUAACAGACGCUGAAGGCAAAGUUCUCAAUGAAAGCCAUGAUCCCAAGUUCGAUCAAGAGAAAUCUCUGAAAAUUUACCGUGCCAUGACUCUACUUAAUAUUAUGGAUCGAAUUUUGUAUGACUCUCAGAGACAGGGAAGAAUCUCAUUCUAUAUGACCAACUAUGGAGAAGAGGGAAACCAUGUAGGUUCAGCCGCUGCUCUUAAAGACAGUGAUCUCGUAUACGGACAAUACAGAGAGGCAGGUGUCCUCAUGUGGAGAGGAUUUCCUUUAGAACAGUUUAUGCACCAAUGUUAUGGAAAUAGCAAAGAUAUAGGAAAGGGAAGACAAAUGCCCGUUCAUUAUGGCUCCAGUGAACACAAUUUCGUGACUAUCUCUAGUCCUCUGACUACUCAGUUACCACAGGCUGUCGGAAGUGCAUAUGCUUUCAAGCGUCAACCAAACAAUGACAGAGUUGUAUGCGUGUACUUUGGUGACGGUGCUGCCUCUGAAGGAGAUGCACAUGCUGCAUUCAACUUUGCAGGAACUCUUGACUGUCCUAUCAUCUUCUUCUGUCGUAAUAACGGCUAUGCUAUUUCUACCCCUACCAGUGAGCAAUAUGCUGGAGAUGGAAUUGCUGGCAAAGGACCUGGAUAUGGACUUCACACUAUCAGAGUUGAUGGUAAUGAUGUCUUAGCUGUAUACAAUGCUGUAGCUGAGGCCAGAAAGUUGGCUCUCCAGAAUAAGCCAGUAUUAAUUGAAGCUAUGACAUACCGAUUGGGUCAUCAUUCUACUAGUGACGACUCCACUGCUUACAGAACGGCAGAAGAAGUGCAAGAAUGGGGAGAUAAAGACCAUCCUAUCACCCGUUUCAAACGAUACAUUACAGAACGUGGAUGGUGGAAUGAUGAAAUGGAGAAGGAGUGGCAAAAAGACUCGAGAAAGAGAAUCCUGUCUGCCUUUAACGAUGCCGAAAAGACAAAGCUUGCCCAUUAUCACGAUAUGUUCGAAGCCGUUUAUCAAGAUAUUCCUGAGAAGUUGAAACGUCAAAGAAGUGAACUGGAUCAACAUCUUGAAGAAUAUAAGGAACACUAUCCAACGGAAAAGUGCUUGUCUCAAUAG